AUGCUCUUGGAACCUCCUGCAGGGUCACCAAGCGUGGGGAAGGCUCUCACGUCGGUUGAUCAACUGGAAGACGUUCUACUCAGCGCCUGCGACGCCUGCAUGCUGAGAACGAGACCAGGUCCCGCAGGCAGACGUCCAGUGUACUGGUGGAACGAGGCUAUCGCCGAUAUAUCCUGCAUCCCAUCCAUCGGACGUUGGCUGGGAAGAAUGGUCCCGCUAGUGCCCCUGACGUUCCACAUGUCACAGGCAGUAACGGGACACGGCUGUUUCCAGUCAUAUCUCUACAGGAGAGCUAGGGUCGCCAGUCCGAUGUGUCUACAGUGCAGGGGCGGCGAGGACACGGUGGAGCAUGCUCUGUUUGAGUGCUACUACUGGAACGCCCUCCGUGAAAUAUAA
Messenger RNA from Diuraphis noxia (Russian wheat aphid), 396 nucleotides. RefSeq lists its product as uncharacterized. The record is from RefSeq and is a predicted model, not a curated record. Lineage: Eukaryota; Metazoa; Arthropoda; Insecta; Hemiptera; Aphididae.